Molecule: messenger RNA, 1826 nt
Organism: Hordeum vulgare subsp. vulgare (domesticated barley)
Lineage: Eukaryota; Viridiplantae; Streptophyta; Magnoliopsida; Poales; Poaceae
Product: T-complex protein 1 subunit delta-like
Exons: 2
Coding region: 79-1683 (534 amino acids)
Biological process (GO): protein folding
Cellular component (GO): chaperonin-containing T-complex
Molecular function (GO): ATP-dependent protein folding chaperone; ATP hydrolysis activity; ATP binding
Source: RefSeq, a predicted model, not a curated record
UGUCCUCCUCCGUCCGAGCAAGCGAAAUCUGAAAAGCCCUAGCCAGCGCCCCCUCCACCCCGAUCUGCCGCCGCCGCCAUGGCCGCCGCAGCCGUCGCCGCCGCGCCGUCGGCCCGCAAGGGCGAGACCUACACCGACACCAAGCGCCGCGACGACGUCCGCGGCGCCAACAUCGCGGCCGCGCGCGCGGUCGCCGACGCCGUGCGCACCUCCCUCGGGCCCCGCGGCAUGGACAAGAUGAUCUCCUCCGGGGACCAGGAGGUCAUCAUCACCAACGACGGCGCCACCAUCCUCUCGCGCAUGUCCCUCCUCCAGCCCGCCGCCCGCAUGCUCGCCGAGCUCUCCCGCUCCCAGGACGCGGCGGCCGGCGACGGCACCACCACCGUCGUCGUCCUCGCAGGGGCCCUGCUCCGCCGCGCGCAGUCGCUCCUAGCGGCUGGCGCCCACCCCACCGCUGCCGCCGACUCCCUCCACCGCCUCGCUGCCCGCGCCGUCCAGGUCCUCGAGGGCAUGGCCAUCCCCAUCGAGCUCACCGACCGGGACUCCCUCGUCAAAUCUGCCUCCACCGCGCUCAACUCCAAGGUCGUCUCCCAGUACUCCAGCCUCCUCGCCCCGCUCGCUGUCGACGCCGCCCUCUCCGUGGUCGAUCCCGCCCACCCGGAGCUUCUUGAUCUCCGCGACAUCCGCAUCAUAAAGAAGCUCGGCGGCACCGUGGAUGACACCGAGCUCGUCCGCGGCCUCAUCUUUGACAAGAAGGCUAGCCAUGCUGCCGGAGGGCCAUCUAGGAUCGAGAAUGCCAAGAUCGCUGUCAUCCAGUUUCAGAUCUCGCCGCCCAAGACUGAUAUUGAGCAGAGCGUCAUCGUGUCAGACUAUGCGCAGAUGGACCGCAUCCUCCGCGAGGAGCGCAAUUACAUCCUAGGGAUGGUUAAGAAGAUCAAGGCGUCUGGAUGCAACGUCCUCCUCAUCCAGAAGAGCAUCUUGCGUGAUGCGGUGACUGAGUUGUCGCUGCAUUAUCUCGCAAAGGCUAAGAUUCUGGUGGUCAAGGAUGUGGAGAGGGACGAGAUUGAGUUCAUCACCAAGACUCUCAACUGCCUGCCAAUUGCCAACAUUGAGCAUUUCCGUGAGGAUAAACUUGGGUAUGCUGAUGUUGUCGAGGAAGUGUCUGCUGGAGAUGGCAAGAUUGUCAAGAUCACUGGCAUCAGGGACAUGGGGAGGACUGCAACUGUGCUUGUCCGUGGGUCCAACCAGUUGGUUAUUGAUGAAGCUGAUCGCAGUCUCCAUGAUGCCCUUUGUGUCAUCAGGUGCUUGGUGAACAAGAGGUUUCUAAUUGCUGGUGGCGGUGCUCCUGAAAUAGAAAUGUCAAUGCAACUGGCUGCUUGGUCAAAGGAGCUCCAUGGGAUGGAGAGUUACUGCAUCAAGGAGUUUGCUGAUGCACUUGAGGUCAUCCCUUACACAUUGGCAGAGAAUGCAGGGCUCAACCCAAUUGCCAUUGUUACCGAGCUAAGGAACCGCCAUGCCAAGGGUGAGAAGAACACAGGCAUCAACGUGAGGAAAGGCCAGAUCACAAACAUCCUGGAGGAGAAUGUCGUGCAACCGUUGCUUGUGAGCACGAGCGCCAUCUCGCUGGCGUGCGAGUGCGUUAGAAUGAUCUUGAAGAUUGAUGAUAUAGUCACUGUAAGGUAAAUCCUGUAGGGCGGAUGAUCCUUUUUAGGGCUGUAUUGUUAUGCGUGAUGGGACGACCACUUUGGCCUGUCUGGUUCUAUCUGGCCUGUUGUUACGUAGGUGCACUAUAAGUUACAAUUUUAUUUGUGAACGUGGUUCUUUGA